Messenger RNA from Brassicogethes aeneus, 1960 nucleotides. Lineage: Eukaryota; Metazoa; Arthropoda; Insecta; Coleoptera; Nitidulidae. The record is from the annotation of a GenBank genome assembly.
CAGGCGUGAGUUUUCUUUGCGAAGACGCGGCAUCCAGAGCAACAACAACUUCAGUUUGAGAAGAAACGUACUGCGAGUAGGAGUGCGUCAUGUCAAGUGAAAUUAAACUUGGUGAUCUUGUUUGGGCGAAAAUGAAGGGGUUUUCCACUUGGCCGUCUCGUAUCGUCAAGCCGGGGCCCAACGUGAGGAAAAACUCAAAAAAAGGACAAAGAUGGGUGUACUUUUUUGGCACGCACGACUACGGCUGGAUAGAAGAGACCAACAUCAAACCGUAUGCGGAAUAUAAAAAUAAAUUUUCUAACGGUUGCAACAGUGCAAAGUUUAAACAGGGGAUACACGAGAUUGAGGACUUCAUAAGCAAGCAAAUAGAAAACCCCGAAUUUGAGCGCAUAGAGGAAGACUCCAUUAUGGAGGAUGAGUCGGAUGACGACAAAUUCAACAUGUUGGCUUCUUCGUCUGCACCAUCGCCCAAGAAAGCCCGAAAGAGUUCCGAUUCAAAGAGAUCAUCGGACAGUUUUCGCAGUUCUGUUACCAAAAAAGUUAAGCACUCACAGUCACCAAGGGAAGAAAAUGGCGUUUCUUCUUAUUUAGGAAAUGAGCUUCUCAAUCUUCCAUCUGUUAUGAGUGCACCAGAAACUCCACCAGUGGAUCUGUCAAACUUCAGCGACCUUUUGAAAAACAAAAACAUAACGCCUUCGACGUUGACGUUCGGGUUUUUGGGCGUCGGCGUCAUCGGCUCCGGCAUCGUCAAGAAUCUCAUCAACUCAGGGCACAGGGUCAACUUGUGGAGCAGAUCAUCCAGAAAGUGUGACGAGAUCAAAUCCCAAGCUGACGCAAACAAAGUUGGACAGGUCGUGACGUAUCAAGCACCUUGUGACGUUGUACAAAAUUCGGACAUUAUUUUCAGUUGUUUGACCGAUCCCAGAAUUGCAAAAGAGAUUGUGCACGGUAAUUGCGGUGUGGUGCACUCGGCAGCCGACGGGGACGGCUUGGAGAACAAAGGCUACGUCGAGAUGACCGGCGUGGAUCCGGAAACGUCGAAGGACAUCUGCGAGAUAAUCAAAUCGAAAGGCGGCAGGUACCUGGAGGCGCAAGUGCAAGGCAGCAAGAACGAGGCCGACGAGGGCAGCCUGGUCAUCUUGACGGCCGGCGACCAGUCCCUCUUCCUGGACUGCCAGUCGUGCUUCAAGGCCAUGGGCAAGGCGUCGUUUUUCCUCGGCGACGUGGGCUACGCCACCAAGGUCAACUUGAUCUUGCACUUGAUGAAGGGCAUCGCGCUGGUGGGUCUGGCCGAGGGCCUGGCUCUGGCCGACCGUUGCGGCAUCUCCUCGAAGGAUUUGCUCAAGAUCUUCAACCUGACCAACUUGGCUUGCCCGUUUUUGUCGUCCAAGGCGGACCAAAUAGUUACGAAAGACUUUAACAGGGUGGAGCAGGCGAUCCAGCACAUGCAGAAGGACAUGAAGUUGGUUCUGGACCUCUCCAACAACUUGAAGCAGCCUCUGCUGAUGACCUCGACGGCCAACGAGGUGUUCAAGCAUGCGCGUCGCCUUGGCUACGACGACCACGACGUGUCUUGUAUCUACAUGCGGACGAGGCAUUAGGAAAUUGCCGAUUGUUAAGUUAAAUUCGAAUGCGUUGCACUGGCGUGCAAUAUUAUACUUAUAUUGUUCGGUAUUUUUAAAUGGUCCCAGGACCAGACACAUACUGAAUGUACUUUGUUUAGUUUUAUCCCCCUUCCCUUUAUUUCUUAUCACUUUUAUAAAAUUUACCAUAUAUAUUUUUAACGUGUGACUUCUUUGUAAUGUUUUAAUUUUCGGUUCAGUUUAAAUUAGUAACUUUAUAAGACACAUGUUGUGCCUAUAGAUUAAAAAUGAAAUAAAGUUUCUAGUAUUUCUAUUAUUUUCUUAGUUAUUAUUAUUAUGGAUUUUCUUUAAUUUCUUUAAUAAAGUAUACUAUUUUU